Molecule: messenger RNA, 774 nt
Organism: Pelmatolapia mariae (spotted tilapia)
Lineage: Eukaryota; Metazoa; Chordata; Actinopteri; Cichliformes; Cichlidae
Exons: 5
Coding region: 120-497 (125 amino acids)
Source: RefSeq, a predicted model, not a curated record
UGAUCUUACAGCUGUUCAGCACCUUCUCACUGGAAGGCUAAAGCUACGUGUUGGUGCUGAAAAGAAGUCUAUUCUUCAAAUAUUCUGCAUAUUCUCCAGAAGUGAUAUUAAACAUCGCCAUGAAGCUGCUGAUUGUGUUUGCACUCCUUUGUGUAAUGAUCCCUCUGUUCAUUUCUGCUCAAGAAGGGGGUGAGAGUGGGGAAGAGGAUAAGACAUCAGAAGAGCAUCUUCUAGAGAAGAGAAGCUUGUGGGGCAGACGUCGGCCUGGUGGCAUCUGGGGUGGACGUCAGUCUGGCGGCAUCUGGGGUGGACGUCGGUCUGGUGGCUACUUGGGCAAACGUCAGUUUAGUGGUAACGUCAAUUGGGGCAGAGGUCGGUUUGGUGGUAACGUCAACCUGGGCAGACAUCGGUUUGGUGGUAACGCCAACUGGGGCAGACAUGGGUUUUCUGGUGGACUCAGCUGGCGAAGACGACAUGGGAAUCAGGUGUAUGAAUGAUAUAUGCCGCACUAUUGACACCACUUUUAUCUGGGUCUGAAAAAGAAGAUGAUUCCUGGUCUUUGAUGGAAAGCAUGGUUCAUCGCACCAAGAAGCAAAUAAUUUCAUCCAACUCCCUGAACUAUCUUUUCACCCUUUUACAUCUUUACUUUUUUUCUUUUGCUGUAAUGUUGCAUAAUAAAUGAAGCAACAAGUGACACAAGCUGGAGUGGACUGAGCCGUCUCUUUUAAGAGCAAACGCUAUUCAUUUCUGUUCUUAUUAUCUUCAUCAUUAAAC